This is a messenger RNA of Elgaria multicarinata webbii, 2001 nucleotides long. It is a transcript of the gene CFLAR, whose product is annotated as CASP8 and FADD like apoptosis regulator. The transcript has 10 exons. Gene Ontology annotation, biological process: regulation of apoptotic process; proteolysis. Bases 355 to 1773 code for a protein of 472 amino acids. Gene Ontology annotation, molecular function: cysteine-type endopeptidase activity; protein binding. The record is from RefSeq and is a predicted model, not a curated record. NCBI's taxonomy places the organism in Eukaryota, Metazoa, Chordata, Lepidosauria, Squamata, Anguidae.
GAGUGGAAAGUGGUAUUUCCUGUGGGGGUUGCAAGGACAAGAACUAGCUUUCUUUUUUGUAGCUCCCCUCCAUCCCCAGCAGUCCUGCUGGUUCUGGAGUCCACUUGACAGAAGCUCAUUUCAGGAUUGCAAACUUUAUUUGGAUAGCAGAUAAACCGCUUUGCUUCACCGAACUUUCGGCAGUGAAUGGAAGGAGCCAUCAGUCUCUAGAGUUUUUCUUGAUAUCAAAGAGAUCCCAAACAAGGCACAGCGGGUGAUGAUCAACGAGGAAGGAGGACGAUACCCUGUGUUUUGCAGCAAGCCUCAUGACAUGUUCCAAAGACACACCGGGCUUUAAAGGGACUCUGGCUUGUGAUGACAGUUUACAGGAUACCAGCUGCUUACCUUCAUCAGAUUGAACAGGAACUGGAUUCAGAUGAAAAGGAGACGAUGUUGUUUUUGUGCCAAGACCUUGUCCCUGACCUGCCCGUGCCAGAUGUCCGGAAACUCUUGUUGGCUUUGAACGCCAGGGAGAUGCUGACACCUGUCAGCUUGUCUGAACUGUUAUACCGAAUGAAGAGAUUUGACUUGCUGAAGAAGGUCUUGGGGAUUGGGAGAGCAGCUGUGGAAGCGAAUUUGGCCACAUGCCCUCAGAUGGUGUCAAAGUACAGAGUGCUGAUGACUGAAAUCAAUGAAGAUCUGGACAAAGACGACUUGACUUCCCUUGUAUUUCUUCUGAUGAAUGACCUUGGCAUGUCCCACGUUAAGAUGGCAAAAGAUAAGAGUUUCCUGUCAGUUAUAACUGACCUUGAGAAGCUAGACCUGGUAUCACCUAAUCGUCUGGAUUUAUUAGAAAGUUGCUUCUUGAACAUUCACAGAAAAGACUUGGCAAAAAAGAUCCAGAAGUACAACUGGGAAGCUCCGGUACACCCCAUUGGCUCUUCCCUUAAGUAUGUAAAUACACUUCAAGCGUCAUUUCCUAAGCUGUCUCUUGCUGACCCUCCAGGGAUUGUGAACAAAGGAAGACUAAAAAACGGAGCAUGUAAUUUUCAGACAGAACAGCUUCGCAUGGCCAUACCUGAAACAGGAGGAGCCCUAGGACAGGUGUCUAACAAGUACAGAAUGCAGAGCCAGCCUUUAGGAGUGUGCCUGAUCAUAGACUGCAUUGGCAAUGAUGCUGGUAUGGUGGCAAGGACCUUUAAGGCACUGCGUUUUGAGGUUCGUUGUCACCUAUUCCUGAAUGUGGAUUCCAUGAUGCGAGAGUUGUAUGAAGUAGCAAGACUGAGACAACACAAAAACUAUGACUGCUUUGUUUGUGUGCUGGUCAGUCGAGGGGAUCACCAGGGCAUCUUCUGCACAGACCAUAUCAUUCCAGGGUUCUCUCUGGAGAGGUUGAAGAGCUUUUUUAUCGGUGAUCGGUGUCCCGAUCUUUUAGGAAAACCAAAACUCUUUUUUAUCCAAAACUACAUUGAGGCAAGCAAUCACCAAGAAACCCCCAGUCUGGUUGAGGCAGAUGGAGGCCUGUGUACUAUCCCGCAAGUUGCAGACAUUCUGUGGAGCCAAAGCAAAGUGGAUGCAUCGACCUUAGACAGAUCACCAAACUCAUCCUCCUACUAUCUGACCACUCUAAGUGAGCUGUUGAUGGAUCCACACAAAAGGACGUUGCCUUUACUGGAUAUUCUUGUGGAGCUGAACCACAAAGUUUAUGAGUGGAACAGAACCAACCCUGCAGAACCCCAUUCACUCCUCUUGGAGCACACCCUGAGGAAAAAACUUUUCUUGUCUGGCACCUAAAUAGACAACCUGAACUUGAGAUUGGUGAGUUGUAGAAAGGCCUUCCUUUGAGAAGUAUCCACUCCUUUUUCCUGAAGGGCCAAGCACGGCGGAACUGGCAAUAUUCAGACACAUUUUCAGACAAUAUUCAGACACAAACCUUAUGGACCUAAUACUUAUUUCUACAGCACAGUAUCUAACCUCGCGUAUUAGGGUUAUAGAUCUCACUGCUUAAUUUAUCUUUUUUUU